CAAACUGUCAAUCUCCUCCCGAGUCGAUAUCUUCCGACACGUCUAGUACGGAGUCGGCGCCCCGACAAUAAAAGACAUAUGAUUUGUCAAGAUCUCGCCAUGUAAUUGUUUUCAUUCCUGAAGCCUUGACGUCCACAUUGCAUUACACUUUGCGCUUGAUCACCAUGGCCACAUUCGCAACGGCGCAGAAGGUCGGCAUCUUUGGAAGACUAUGGUCGUCUUACUUGGUCGCCCUGAGGGUUCGACCGAUACGGACACGCAUGAUCUCCGGGGUCAUCACUGCUUCUAUAGCGGACAGCAUCGCCCAAUUCGGCUUUGAGAAACGCAGCCUGAUAGGGUCUGACGGAGACAAGUCCAAGUCGUGGGAUGCCCUCCGAACGCUCCGCCUCUGUACAUAUACUGGGAUCCUGUUUGCGCCUGUGUUGUAUCAAUGGCUCGGCCUACAGCAGAAGGUGGUAGUUGGCGGCGCUGUCACCACCUUGUUAGCGAGACUUGGUAUGGACUACACAAUCUUCUUCCCAUUCUCUGCGAUCUACUUUCCAAUAAUGAUGGGAUCCCUGGAGGGUAAAAGCAUAGACGAAAUCAAACAAAAGAUUCAACUGCAACUGUAUCCAACAUGGCAACGAGCUUGUCUAGUCUUUGGACCGACACAACUCGUCAAUCUCACGCUGGUCCCGCCGCAACAUCGUAUACUGAUGUUGCAGACAGUGGGCUUAUGUUGGGUUGUGUACCUGUCGUGGCUGAACAACUCUGCCAAUAAGCAGCUGCAUGAAGUGGCCUGACACGCCGUGGAAGGACGAGGGAAGACCCCAGAUAGCCCUGCAUACGUGAGAUAUCUGUUCAAUGACCGUGCCUGGAGUAGGUGGAAGGAUCUUCCACUGGAAAGAUUUAUCGAGGAUACUGCCAGACAUGCAUUCGUAACUUACAUCGUUUCCUCUAGUG
Kockovaella imperatae is the source of this 942-nucleotide messenger RNA. RefSeq lists its product as hypothetical. Gene Ontology annotation, cellular component: cytoplasm; membrane; mitochondrion. The record is from RefSeq and is a predicted model, not a curated record. NCBI's taxonomy places the organism in Eukaryota, Fungi, Basidiomycota, Tremellomycetes, Tremellales, Cuniculitremaceae. The transcript has 7 exons. Bases 165 to 782 code for a protein of 205 amino acids.